Perkinsus marinus ATCC 50983 is the source of this 666-nucleotide messenger RNA. RefSeq lists its product as hypothetical. The transcript has 4 exons. The coding region runs from base 40 to 321 and encodes 93 amino acids. Gene Ontology annotation, cellular component: proton-transporting V-type ATPase, V0 domain. The record is from RefSeq and is a predicted model, not a curated record. Gene Ontology annotation, biological process: proton transmembrane transport. NCBI's taxonomy places the organism in Eukaryota, Perkinsozoa, Perkinsida, Perkinsidae. Gene Ontology annotation, molecular function: proton-transporting ATPase activity, rotational mechanism.
GCUUUCUCACACUUCUUCGGAACUGUCUUCUUCUCCAUCAUGAGUGUCGUCGCUGCAGCACCCGCCUCUCUCGGAUUCCAUGCUCCUGGUCUUAUCACCGGUACCAUCAUCUUUGCCGUAUUGGGAGUGGUGUUCACUUUCGUGGCCCCCAUCCUGUUUGCUAAGGAGACCCCCAAGAUUACUAAGGGCGAGAGCACUAGACUCUCCAUUCUUCUUGUGUGGCUCACGACCAUUUGCAUGUGGAUGUUUUGGGCAUUCGUCUACAUGCACCAGAUGGUACCUCUCAUGAGUCCCAUCCGAAAGAAUCCUCUUCUGGAUUAAUUCUAGAAGAUGCACCAGUUGCUGCCAAUCCCUCCAUCAUGCCUGCUGUUGACCAUCAUCGUUCACAAGAUAACCUCAAUAGUGGUUUUCUUUGGCCUUUGUGGUCGUCCACGAACAAUUUCGUUUAUACCCACAUCUUAGUUGCGCUGCCGACGCUCUCGAUUCAUACGACCGUUGAUACAGUUGUGACAAUUUUGUGAUGCAGUGCUGUGGUGAUGAGGUAUGGUGUGUAUUCCUCUGCUCUAUGAGUGAGUAGUACUAAAGCAACAUCACUGUCGAUACUAUGACGGUAGUGAGGGCCUUCAGUAUCGUACUAUUCCUGUGUGGUAGCAUUGUGGUCUGCCU